Messenger RNA from Melanotaenia boesemani (Boeseman's rainbowfish), 470 nucleotides. Its product is annotated as 60S acidic ribosomal protein P2-like. Bases 83 to 430 code for a protein of 115 amino acids. The record is from RefSeq and is a predicted model, not a curated record. Gene Ontology annotation, biological process: translation; cytoplasmic translational elongation. The transcript is spliced from 5 exons. Lineage: Eukaryota; Metazoa; Chordata; Actinopteri; Atheriniformes; Melanotaeniidae. Gene Ontology annotation, cellular component: cytosolic large ribosomal subunit; ribosome. Gene Ontology annotation, molecular function: structural constituent of ribosome.
UCCGCUUCCAUCCAAUGACGUAACUUCCUUUCUGUCGGUGCCAACCUCGAAGUGAACACGCGUUCGCCUGUCUUAGCUCAAAAUGCGUUACGUUGCUGCUUACCUCCUCGCUGCCCUGGGUGGCAAUGCAAACCCUGAGGCCAAGGACAUCAAGAAGAUCCUGGAGAGCGUUGGGAUUGAGUCCGAUGCUGGGCGCUUGGAAAAGGUCAUCUCUGAGCUCAAAGGCAAGAAUGUAGAAGAAGUGAUUGCCAGCGGUUAUGGUAAGCUGGCCAGUAUGCCAGCAGGUGGCGCCGUAGCUGUUGCCAGCUCUGCAGCUGCUGGCUCAGGCGGAGCUGCGGCUCCUGCUGCAGCUGCUGAGGAGAAGAAGGAAGAGAAGAAAGAAGAGUCUGAAGAGUCUGACGACGACAUGGGAUUCGGCCUUUUUGACUAAACUUUUUCAGAUGCUGAAUAAAGUUUGUAAAAAAAAAAAA